This is a messenger RNA of Vitrella brassicaformis, 2393 nucleotides long. NCBI's taxonomy places the organism in Eukaryota, Vitrellaceae. The record is from the annotation of a GenBank genome assembly.
CGGCCGCGAAGAGAUAGCCAACGAACGACCGCACCGUGCGUGGAGCCGAGUGGAUGAAUCAAAAGGUGCUCCGUGAUGCCUUCUGACGGAGAUCUCCACUUCUGACGUGCUCCACACCGCUCAGUCCGAGAUUCGUCGAGUGAUGAGGCGGCAGGGCUACGAUGUGGUUGUCUGCGGAGCGGGGCUGGCAGGUGCUUCGACGGCCUAUCAUCUGCAGCAGACUCAUCCGCCUGUGCGUGUGGCGAUGGUUGACUCCAGGCCGCCCUUAUCGCUGACCUCCUCACGCAGCACAGAGUGCUAUAGAGACUAUUGGCCAAGUGAGGCCUCCUCAAUAGCUGCAGAAACGACCGACGGAUGGAUCUGCUGCCAUGUGCGUGACUCAUUUCAGGUGAGUGCAUGGUCAACCUGAUGGACAGAAGCAUUGCCAAGAUCCACGCCAUCCACAAUCAGCUGAUGGAGUCAGAGGGGCGGGAGGGCUGUGGCCUCUCGCUCUGCCAGAAGGGCUAUUCCUUCUUCGCUGAUACCGACGAAGCCUCGAGCAGGCUCAUGGGAAGCGUGGACCACUUCCACAGGAUGGGGAGGCCUGUGCGGGAGGUGCGGGCGGACGACGCGGUGGGCGACGAUGGCUUGUCUGGUCAUGGGCUGGACGUGUAUGAUGGGCCCGAGAGUGUUCGGAAACACUACCCCUGGGCUGGUGAGGGAAUGAGGGGAUGCCUGAAGGCUAAGAGGUGCGGGUGGCUGGACGCUCAGCGACUUGGCGGCUUCUUUCUGGAAGAGGCCAAGAGGCGAGGGCUGGAGGUCAUCAGAGGUACGACACAAGCACCGCAUGCAACGAAGACCACGUUGGCACGGUGCCUGCACGUGAUUGUAGGGGAAGUCGUUGGUGUCGAUAUCUCUUCGUCGAGGGAGGGGCAGGUUGUGACGAUCAGACGAGGUAGGUACGCGAAGCCACGUGUAGUCGACCGUGAGUGACCCAACGAUAGAUGCUUGUCGCUUUUGUCGUGCAGACAACACUGCAUCGCCCACGCAGCUGUCCUGCCCGACGCUCGUCUUGGCAGGGGGCCCAUUCCUGCCCUCCCUGCUGUCCCUCAUCAACGCCCCGCCCUUCCCCCUUCCAGCAGCAGCAGCCGCCGCCCUGACGCUGCUUCCCCCGCGCGUGUUCCCUUUCCUCGUCAACGAGGUGCAUGCCAAGGUCAUUCUGAAGGACACGCUUGGCUUGAUGCCGCAAGACCAUCCCAACGCUGGCAUGCAGCUGUACAGUGACUCCCAGGUCAGACGAGCAGUGUGUGUGCCGCGUGACUGUUGGUUGUUUCGGAUGCACCCAGGUAUUGGACUGGCCGGCUGUUUUUAGGGAGGACCCGCAAGGGUUUCUGUCUCUGCUUCGGGAGACGGAAGGCGGGAUGCCUGUGGAGAUGGAGCUGGUAGACCGUCUGCUUGGCAGGCUUGCUGAUGGUGCCCACUUCCGCCCUUACAGGCCCGAUCGGCUGCUCAUCAUAUGGGAUGUGAUGCAUGACGGUCUGCAGGUAGGUGAGGCCUGCAGAUGAGAUGAGAUGAGAUGAGAGCGGCAUCCGUCCGAUCUGUAUCUCAAUAUUCAUUCGUGGGUGUGGUGUGCUUUGUGCUGGCUGGCGUCAAGGUGACGCACCCGCCUCCCCCCGAGCCCUCUUUGUACACAUCCCUCUAUCCAGAAGUCGCAGUUCGCGGCAUCCAACGGCUCAUACCCAGGCAAGGCAAGACAAGACAGCCACACCCCAACAACCAGCCGCACCGCACACAUCGGGGCCCCGACCUUUGCCUGCCUGCCUGUCUGUCUGUCUGUCCCUGUGUGUGUGGGUGUGUGGGGGUCUGCAGGCUUUCUGCGUACCUCGGCCAGCUUAAGCAGCUGUGCAGCGUCGAUGGAGGCUACUACUGCAAAGCACCGGACAACCGGCCUGUCAUCGGGCCUUUGCCGACACAGCCAAGCGUCAUCAUUUGUGGGGGUAUGUCAGUCAGUCAGGCAGAAAGCAGGUGGUGGAACGCAGUCAUAGACCUGUGUGUGUGUGUGUGUGUGUGUGGUGUGUAUUGGAUGUGGGUGGCGUGCAGGUCUUGGGGGUUUCGGUGUGAUGGCAUCGCCGGCCGCAGGGGAGCUGGCCGCCUUGCAUGUGAUGAAGCGCGUCAGUGGAUGGACCGACGAUAGUGGUGCCUCCUUCCCUUCGUACACUGAGGCCUUUUUGCCUUCACGAUUCUGUAGUGAGGUCUACCUGAAUGAAGUGUGUGGUCCGUCGAAUGCAGGCAAGAGGGGACAGAUAUGAUAUAUAUAUAUGAGGCCCUGUGUGGUGUGUACAUAGGCAGAUGGAUAGACCGGACCCAUCAGGCAAUCUAACUUGCCUGUAUGUCUGCCUGGUGUGGAUAAACAC